Messenger RNA from Diversispora eburnea, 239 nucleotides. NCBI's taxonomy places the organism in Eukaryota, Fungi, Glomeromycota, Glomeromycetes, Diversisporales, Diversisporaceae. The record is from the annotation of a GenBank genome assembly.
AUGGUUAAACGUAUGCAAUCUGAUGCAGUUCCAUUAUCAUCAGAAGAUUAUAAAUUUAUUAUAAUUUGGAGAAGGCAAGAAGUUGCUAGUGUAGCUGAAAAUUCUAAUGCUAGUGCCAAGGCACAUGUUAUCAAUGGGGUUGACACGGUCAAUAAACUGACAAAAAAAGUAAGAGGAGAAGAUGGCAUGUAUGCUAUAAUCGAAUGUGAAUGCAGAGAAGCAGAAGAAGCCAAACGCAA